AUGGGGUUUUUAAAACAAAUUAAUGUCGAAAACUUCAAGUCCUGGCGUGGAAAACAGAUUAUUGGUCCGUUUAUGCGGUUUAACUGCAUAAUUGGCACUAACGGCUCUGGUAAGUCCAACGUGAUGGACGCCCUGAGCUUCGUGAUCGGGGAGCGGGCGGCGGCGCUGAGGGUCCGGCGCCUGAGGGACCUGAUCCACGGGGCCCACAUCGGGCAGCCCGUGUCCGGCUCCGCCAGUGUGGCCCUGCAGUUCUGUGACGACAGGGACACAGAAACCGUGUUUUCACGGACAAUUGCAGGAGACUCCUCUGAAUAUUGCAUCGAUGGUGUCACUGUCACGUUUUCCAGAUACACCGAGGAGCUGGAAAAGAUUGGAAUUGUGACCAAAGCUCAGAACUGUCUGGUGUUUCAGGGGGCGGUGGAGUCCAUCGCUCUGAAGGACCCGAAGGAGCGCACCAAGAUGCUGGAGUGCAUCAGUCAGUCCAAGGCGUGCGCUGCUGAAUACCAGGCCAAGAAGGAGGCCCUGCUGAAGGCUAAAGAGGACACGCAGUUUCACUUCAACAAGAAAAAAUCAGCCACUGUGGAGAAGAAAGAAGUGUUCAAAGAAAGAAUAGAGGCAGAGAAAUACCAGGCGUUGGUGGAUGAUCUUCACCACAACCGUCUGCAGCUGAGUCUGGCUGAACUUUACUGCAACGAGACGUCCAUCCAUGCCGUUGGCGAGACGCUGAGGCAGAGGCAGCAGGCUGCGGCAGCUAAGAACAACGAGCUGGUCGGCAGGGAGAAGACGGUCAAAGCCCUGAAGAAGGAACACGGCCGCCUCACGAGAGAGCAGCAGCUCACCGAGAAAGAGAUCCGUGGUCUGGAACAUGCGCUGUCCCAGUCUCAGUCCCAGUACAUCAAAGCCAAAGUAAACUCCUCCCAUCACCUGAAGAAGAACAAGGAGAUCCGGGAUGCUGUGAAGAAGAGCCAGAAGUUGUUGGCUAUUAAAGAGCAGGAGCUGGCAGAGGGUCGGCAGGAAAUCGCUGAACUGAAGAAAACCUGGAAGACGUACGAGAAGAAGAUCCAGGAGGAGGGAGUCGCGCGGGGAAGAGGGAUCGAGCUGGACCAAGACCAGUUCGAGCGAUACAAGGAGCUGAAGGAGUUGGCCCGGAAACAGGGCGCCGUUCUGCGCCAGCAAGCAGAGAAGUUGCACUGGGAGGUGAGAGCCGACAAUGAAAAGAUGGCCUUCGACGAGCGCCGCAAGAAGGAAGUGGAGGUUGCCAUCAGAAACAGUCAAAUUCACCUGGAAGAAUUGACAGGCAGAGCAGAGAAACUGGAGGAGUACACCAAGACCUGCAAAGUGUCUCUGGAGGAAUCCCGUCAGCAGGAGGAGAGCUUGACGUCAGAGCUCCAGUGGGUCAAUCAGCGCAGCGCGGAGCUGAACCAGGAGCUGCUUCAGGUGACGGAGGAGCUGAGAGACGCUCGUCUGGACAGACACGAGAGCAAGCGGCAGCAGCAGCGCAGAGAGCUGCUGGAGAAGCUGCGCAGACUCUACCCAGAAACUGUGUUCGGCCGGCUGUCUGACCUGUGCGGCCCCAUCCAUAAGAAGUACCUGCUGGCCGUCACCAAGGUGUUCGGCAGCAGCAUGAACUCAAUCGUUGUGACUUCGGAGAAAGUAGCCCGGGAAUGCAUCUCGUUCAUCAAAGAGGAGAGAGCCGAACCGGAGACGUUCCUCCCUGUUGACUAUUUGGUUGUGAGUCCGCUGAACGAGCGUCUGAGGGAGAUUCCCGGAGCCACGCUGGUGGUCGAUGUGAUCAAGAUCAAUAAUUCAGCAAACGCUGCCCAGCUGAAGAAGGUGGUGCAGUACGUGUGCGGCAACGCGCUGGUGUGUGACAGCAUGAAGGACGCCAGGAGUGUGGCCUUCGACCGGCACGAGCGCGUCAGGACGGUGACCCUGGACGGGACGCUGUUCAAACCGUCAGGGGUUAUCUCUGGGGGCUCCAACUAUCUGCGGACCAAAGCUCGCUGCUGGGACGAGAAGGACAUGAUGCAGCUGAGGGAUCGCAAGGAUCAGUGGACGGCUGAGCUGCGGGAUCUGAUGAAGCGGAAGAGGAAGGAGACGGACCUCAAACUCCUCACUGCUCAGGCUCAGGGUGUUCAGACUCGCCUCAAAUACUCCAAAGCUGAUCUGGAAAACCUCCAAAAGAAAGUCGUCCCCAGAUGUCAAGCGGACAUAUCUCGCAUGGAGAGCGAACUGGCAAACCUGGACUCUCAGAUUCAGAUGCAGCAGGAGAGUCUGGAGGCCAAGAAUGAGAGGAUGGAGAUCAUUAGACACCAGAUUGACCAGAUGGAGGACCUGGUUUUUGCUGACUUCUGCGCUGAGAUCGGUGUGGACACCAUCAGACAGUACGAGCAGGAAUACCUGAAACAGCAGGCGGAGCUCGACAAGAAACGGCUGGAGUUUGAAAGUCAGUUUGCUCGCCUGAAUGCACAGCUGGAAUACGAAGAAGACCAACUGGAAAAGGAGCGCAGGAAGCUCAGCAAAAGGGAGGAGAGCAUCGCGGAGGUGGAGAAAACCAUCGAGGAGCAGAGAGAGGAGGAGAUGAAGCUGCUGGAGGCUGUGGAGGACGACCAGAAUAAACUUCUGGGGCUGAAGAACCAGCUGCUCUCCAAGAAAAGCCUGGUGGCUGCUGCCAAAACUGAGCUGGGCCAGAAAACUCAGACUCUUCAGGGGAUUAACAAAGAGCUGGUGAAGCUGCAGCGGGAGGUGAUGUUUGCAGAGUCGGCCUUGGAGCAGAAACGUUUGGCUCGACACAACCUGCUGCUGGCCUGCAAGAUCCGGGGCUUCCCCAUCGGCCUGCUGUCGGGGAGCCUGGAUGACAUCAGUGAGGUCCAGCUGGACGCAGAGUCAGAAAGUACUUCAGCCACUGCGGACAUCUACGAGAGAGAGUCUCAGCUGGUCAUCGACUACUCCCAGGUGGAGGCCGAUCUCAGGGAUCUGACCGAAGGGCAGACGGAUUCCUACCUGGAGAAGCUGAAGGAGGCCGUCGCCUCCACAGAGGCGGCGCUUCAUCACACCUGCCCCCCCAACCUGAAGGUCCUGGAGAAGAUCAGGGACGUGAAGGACAAGUUACAGGGAGUCAAUGAAGCGUUUGACACCAGCACUAGAGCAGCCAGGAAGUGCAGUCAGGAGUUUGAGCGAAUCAAAUCCCGGCGCUUCCAUCUCUUCAGCCAGUGUUUUGAGCACGUGUCCAUUGUAAUCGAUCAGAUUUAUAAAAGAAUAUGCAGGAACAGCAGCGCCCAGGCCAUUCUGAGCGCCGAGAAUCCAGACGAGCCGUACCUGGGGGGCAUCAACUACAACUGCGUGGCGCCAGGGAAGCGCUUCAUGUCCAUGGAAAAUCUGUCCGGCGGAGAAAAGGCCAUCGCUGCUCUGGCUCUGCUGUUCUCCGUAAACAGCUUCCGACCCGCCCCGUUCUUCAUCCUGGAUGAGGUGGAUGCAGCUCUGGACAACACCAACAUCGGCAAGGUGACCAGCUUCAUCAGGGAGGAGUCCAGGCAGAACAUGCAGAUCAUCGUCAUCUCGCUGAAGGAGGAGUUCUUCUCCAAGGCCGACGCCCUCCUGGGCGUCUACUCCGGCUUUGAUGAAUACAUGUUCAGCCAGAUCCUGACCCUGGACCUGCGGCCGUUCCCCCUGGAGGAGGAAGGAGACCGGCAGAGGGAGGGAGCAGCCGGAGGACGGGAUCUCUUCACCCCGGACUCACGAGCCUGAGCCCGUCCUCGUUCUCCAGCUCCUUUUUACAUCGUUGUGGUCGUUCAGUGUUUGUGUCUCUGGAGUCGUGGAGUAUUUAAUGACGGCCGCUGUGUUUUAU
Cololabis saira (Pacific saury) is the source of this 3847-nucleotide messenger RNA. RefSeq names its product structural maintenance of chromosomes 1B (gene smc1b). Gene Ontology annotation, biological process: sister chromatid cohesion. The coding region runs from base 1 to 3747 and encodes 1248 amino acids. Lineage: Eukaryota; Metazoa; Chordata; Actinopteri; Beloniformes; Belonidae. Gene Ontology annotation, cellular component: chromosome; nucleus; cohesin complex. Gene Ontology annotation, molecular function: DNA binding; ATP hydrolysis activity; ATP binding. The record is from RefSeq and is a predicted model, not a curated record. The transcript has 25 exons.